Notothenia coriiceps (black rockcod) is the source of this 658-nucleotide messenger RNA. RefSeq names its product tudor domain-containing protein 7B-like. The record is from RefSeq and is a predicted model, not a curated record. NCBI's taxonomy places the organism in Eukaryota, Metazoa, Chordata, Actinopteri, Perciformes, Nototheniidae. Gene Ontology annotation, cellular component: P granule. Gene Ontology annotation, biological process: lens morphogenesis in camera-type eye; spermatogenesis; lens fiber cell differentiation. Bases 1 to 390 code for a protein of 129 amino acids. The transcript is spliced from 3 exons.
AUGGAUUGGCAUCGCGUGCAGGUGAAGGGGAUUCUGGCCAACGGCUUGGUUUCUGUCUUCGAGUUGGACUAUGGCAAACAUGAGCUGGUCCGCAGCACUUUCCUCCGGCCUCUGAUCGAGGAAUUCAGACAGCUGCCCUUCCAGGCUAUCACUGCACAACUGGCAGGUACGACGCAGCGCCAGUGGUCGGAGGAGGCCUCCAUGUUGUUCAGGAACCACGUGGAGGACCGAGCGCUGGUCGCCCAGGUGGAGAGUGUGUGCGAGGUCAAAGGUGAGCUCUGGGAGCGGAGGUUGUCGGUUUACCUGGUGGACACUACAACUGAGGAGAGGGACCUGUGGAUUCACAGCCUCAUGGCCGACAUUGGCGGAGAGCUGUCGUCGGCUGCCUAGGACUUCUUAUCAUGCACCAUGGUAAACAAUUGUAUCUUUUCUGCUUCUUUACAAAUGGUGAACUUUGAAAGCCACAAGUUGGUUUCUCUGCCCUCGGUUUGUUUUCAGCGUUCUGGAUGGAUCUCCUAAUCAAAGACUUUGAAUAAGCACGUUUGAAUGUUUCUGUAUUAUUGUUAAGGGCCAUGUCAACGUGAGACAGGAGGGGAUUUUUGAGUUACCUAUAUGUUGCUUGUUUUGUCUUUGCACUAUUAAAUUCCACCAUCUGAUU